AUGGCAAAGAUAAUAAUGUAUCUUGUUUUCUUCAUCUAUUGCGCUGCCAAUCCAAGAGCUGGAGCUGGAGCUGGAGGAGCAGCAGCUCAGGGAGCAGCUGCGGAUAUUAUCACAGAUCGUGAAGUUGACAAGUUCUGGGACAGCGAUCAAUUAUUGGUGACAACGGAAGUUAAAGAAUCGACAAUGACGAGUUGUGACAAAAUGGAAGAUGGAAGACUGCUUAUUUUGGAAAAGUGUUCGCUGUUAUUUUUGAGCAACGCUGUUAACUUAAUAAAAUGA
Acanthocheilonema viteae is the source of this 279-nucleotide messenger RNA. The record is from the annotation of a GenBank genome assembly. Lineage: Eukaryota; Metazoa; Nematoda; Chromadorea; Rhabditida; Onchocercidae.